Molecule: messenger RNA, 1146 nt
Organism: Lytechinus variegatus (green sea urchin)
Lineage: Eukaryota; Metazoa; Echinodermata; Echinoidea; Temnopleuroida; Toxopneustidae
Product: tetraspanin-9-like
Exons: 7
Coding region: 98-856 (252 amino acids)
Cellular component (GO): membrane
Source: RefSeq, a predicted model, not a curated record
GUAAGCUUGUGCAAAGACCGAGCUGUGACAGUGUGAGUAGGGGAGAUUAAUUUGGACUUCACAAACAGCGAAAUAUUGUGAUUGGUCAACUGUCAUCAUGUGUUGUUGUGCCAUUGCCUGUGUCAAGUGCUUCCUGUACUUCCUAGAUAUCCUGUUUUUGCUUUCAGGUAUCGGAUUAUUCAUCACCGGCAUACAUGUGCUGGUUGGAGUGACGUCAGGGACGUACGCGUCCCUUCUACCGAGCAUCUCGUACAUGCAUGCAGCGUACGUCCUCAUAAUUCUCGGUAUAUUCAUCGUGGUGGUGGCUAUCAUCGGAUGUAUUGCAGCUGUGAGGGAGGGAGUCUGCUGUCUCCUUACGUUUUACUUCAUGGUUGUGGUGGUGAUCUGUUUGGAGGUGUCUGCUAUCAUCAUCGCCUUUGCCGGGCUUCAUAUGCACGAUGACAUGACAAGCUAUGUGACUGCGAGUAUGAAACGAGGGCUAUUUUACUAUCAAGACGAGAAUCAUUCGGAGAUGAAAGCUGCAUGGGACAGUCUGCAACAAGAGGUUGAAUGCUGCGGUGUGAACGCACCUACCGACUGGGAGAUUACCGGGGGAUUCCCGCCGGGUGAGGUGCCCGAAUCGUGCUGUAACGGUCCUGAUGGCGCUUGUACUAGCUACUACAUGGAGGGUUGCCAGGAGUACAUACUGAUGACGCUAGAGGAUUGGUUGCUUUUGAUUGGAGUGGUCUGUAUCGUCUUUGUCAUCAUACAGAUCCUGCUGGUCUGGUUCAUAUUGAUCCUGUUCUUCAAGCUUCACAGAGGAAGUAAAUACUGCUGUGGGUGUGGCGUCUACUCUUCCGUCAAGGAACAUGAUUAGUCUUCUUCCAAAGAGCAUAUUAAUUAGUCUUCCUUCAUGAACCAGUGUGGCCCUUAUUCCUUUAUGAUAGCUGAUUUUGACCAUGGCUUACAUGUAUUAUGCAGGAAGAUUGUACAAACUCAAUCAACUCAAAAUUCAGUACAGAACCAAUUAAUAAUAAUAAUGGGCAUUUAUAUAGCGCCAUCUAUCAUAUCUAGAAGUAUUCUAUUCCAAGGCUCGAUAUUAUUAUUAUUACUCUGGAUUUAGCUCGAGCUGCCUUUCAGCGCUCAUGCAUUCAAGGAAUUGAUCAU